This is a messenger RNA of Nannizzia gypsea CBS 118893, 651 nucleotides long. Its product is annotated as BCAS2 domain-containing protein. The record is from RefSeq and is a predicted model, not a curated record. Lineage: Eukaryota; Fungi; Ascomycota; Eurotiomycetes; Onygenales; Arthrodermataceae. The transcript has 2 exons. Gene Ontology annotation, cellular component: catalytic step 2 spliceosome; Prp19 complex; precatalytic spliceosome. Gene Ontology annotation, biological process: mRNA processing. Bases 1 to 651 code for a protein of 216 amino acids.
AUGUCAUUGAUCAAUGAGACGCAUGACUCGCUUCCAUACAUCGACGAGGACGUGACACCUCAGGUGCGCGCAGAGCUCAGCAGGCUCAUUGACGCGGAGCUUCCCCCAGACUACCGCUCGACCCUCCAUCCGUCCCUGCCAGAGCUCCCGCCGACCAAGUUCUCCCCUCUGAUAGAGCAGGAACUCGAGAGAAAGGCCAAAAACGAACCGAUCUCGGGCGGGAUUGACCUGUCUCGCUAUGAAGCUCCAGAGAUACCUUCUUCUUCCACAGACCCGAAUGCCGACCCUGCCACCGUGAUAGAUGACUGGCGACAGACCUUGCAGCGAGCAUACGCGGCACACCUGCAUCUGUCCACCAGGAAGGAAAACCUAGCAUUGCUGGAUGCCCAUGGCAAAAACGCGUGGUUGAUUGGCAACUCGCAGCUGGAAGAGAUUCUGCGGCGCACAGAAAAGGAGCUGCACGAUACCACUGAGGCCACUGAGGCAAUUAAUAGAGAGAGGAAACUAAAGCAGGAGAGCGUCAGGGGCGAGCUAGCGGCCUUGGAUGAUACGUGGAGACGGGGAGUAAGCGGAACGCUGGAUGUUGAGAUUGCAGCUGAGAAGCUCAGGAGGGACAUUCUAGACGUGAGGCGCCAACAAGCACAGUCUUAG